Messenger RNA from Hemicordylus capensis (graceful crag lizard), 2528 nucleotides. RefSeq names its product F-box protein 46 (gene FBXO46). NCBI's taxonomy places the organism in Eukaryota, Metazoa, Chordata, Lepidosauria, Squamata, Cordylidae. The coding region runs from base 524 to 2521 and encodes 665 amino acids. The record is from RefSeq and is a predicted model, not a curated record. The transcript is spliced from 5 exons. Gene Ontology annotation, molecular function: protein binding.
AGGGGGCGGAGGGAGGAGGUUGGGACGGAACUGGCCUCAGGGCGCUCACGGAGCAUCGACGCAUGCGCGGAGGGUAACCAGGAAGCCAGGGGAGCUGCUGCAGGAGCCCGAAGUUGUCCACCUGUCCAGGCCUCAGAGCAGAGAUGUGGGCUCCAGAGGAGGCCGCCCCUCACCUCCCCCGCUUCCCUGCUGCUUUGGGAUAGCAGCAGAGGAUGCGGUCCUCGUUUGGAGGGAGGGAAGCAAGGAUCAUAACUGCCCUGUUCGGAAGUUACGCUGUGCUCAUGCACCCUGAGGGACCUACAAAGUGGAAUAGGAAUGGACAUACCUCAUUCUAAUGCAGUAUGUUCCUCUACGAACUGUUUGCUCCCCUUCAUUUAACUUUGUGAAUAGAAGAGAAAUACAGAAGAGAGAGAGAACCAGAAAAAGCAGAGUAUCUCCAACGUCAUGGGAAGAGCCUUGCUGCAGCCCAUCAUGAGCUAGGGGGGGCGCAGCCUUCCCCCUGCCUCUUUGCCAUGAGACAGUGAUGGAUCAAAACACCUUCUCCCACAUCCAGCUAUGGUGCCCACGUCCCUUUGGCACCUACUCCCAAAACAAGCAGUGCGGUGGAGGCCAGGUGAAAAAGACCUUCGGCGACUUUGCCUGCAAAGCCAAGGAAGAGGAGGACGGUGUCGGUGAGGCCUGUUCGGAGAACACCCCGCCCGCCCCACCUCCGCCCCCUCCCCCUGCGGUCUCCCCCGGCCAGGUGGAGGAGGGCCGGGUGCUCCUGGACACAUGGUACGUCAUCAAGCCGGGCAACACCAAGGAGAAGAUUGCCUUUUUCGUCGCCCACCAGUGCAGCAGCGGUGGCCGGGCCAGCGCCAUGAAGGUCAAAGGGAACUGGGGGAGCGACAGCUCCAAGGCCAAGCGCCGGCGGAGGUCCCAUGACCCCAGCAAGAGCAAAGCCUGCCCCGUCAAGGCCAAGGACGGCAGCAAGGAAGCGGAAGACGUGUGCCUUUGUCCAGAGUCCGGUGCCGACCGGGGUGGCGAGACCGACCUGCUCUCGGUGGCCGAGAUGGUGGCCUUGGUGGAGCAACGGACGGCUCUGGCCCUUCAAAACUACCCCAGGCCAAGUCUGGCCGCUGCCCCGGCCCCGCCGUCUCCCAUGGUCUUUGUGUCGACAGAGCAAGAGCAAGGGGACUGUGGGGAGAAAAGGGCCGCCUCGCUGGGGGGAGGCUCGGACUGCAGCCGGGUGGCCGAAGCGGUGGCCCACUUUGAAUCGCAGCAGCGGGAGCGGAGCGUCCUGCGGCAGAACGGCUUGUGCCGGGAGUCGCCGGAGUGCGUGGCCAACUCUCAGCACAGCCCCGGCGAGGUCCGCAUCGCCUUCCGCAUCUCCAGCAGCCGAGACCCGCGCUCUCCCACCGAGAGCGGCUCCAGCGCCCGCCCCAACUGCAUGUUCAUGAGCUGCGGGGGCUCGCCCACAGGCAGCGCGGCCCGUGCCAAAGACAAGAUCACGUGUGACCUCUACCAGCUCAUCAGCCCGUCCCGAGACACCCUCCCCAACAACGUGGACUUCCUGCUGGCCAGCGCCUCCCCCAAAGGGGCAGACGGGCAGGGAACCGAGCCUGCGGACGUGGAGAUGACGUGCGGGGAGAGCCCGGGGGGCUCCGGCAAACUGGACGCCAUCCCAGAAGGUGGCAGGACUGCUGGGGAGAAGAUGAGCAGCCCGGCAGCUGCCAUGCCCCGGGACUGCGUCUCUGGCUUCCACGUGGACGUGGUGGUCACGGGCGUGGUGGACCAGUGCGUCUUCUUUGGCAAGGACAGCACAAAGAACAUGAAGGAGGAAACGGUCUGUCUGACCGUCGGCUCUCCCACCCAAGAGGUGCUCUGCGCGUCUUGCGACGAUCCCCCGCCUGGGCAGCUCUUCUUCCUCCACACCCAAGCGCCCCGCCCGGAGGACAGCCGAGAAGCGGACACGUCCUUCCUGGAGCCCCCCAACGGCAGCGACGGGGGGCCGGAGAGGCCCGACGGGUCCGGGCUGGAGCCCCUGGCCUCGGACACCUCCCUGUGCCGCCUCUACCGCCACGUCUCCCACGACUUCCUCGAGAUCCGCUUCAAAAUCCAGCGCCUGCUGGAGCCUCGCCAGUAUAUGCUGCUGCUCCCUGACCAUAUCAUGGUGAAGAUCUUCAGCUACCUGCCCACGCAGUCGCUGGCCGCCUUAAAAUGCUCCUGCCACUACUUCAAGUACAUCAUUGAGACGUUUGGCGUGCAGGCCACGGACUCCCGGUGGAACAGGGACCCCCUCUACCGCGACGACCCUUGCAAGCAGUGCAAGAAGCACUACGAGAAGGGGGACGUCUCCCUGUGCCGGUGGCACCCCAAGCCCUAUCAUCACGACCUGCCUUACGGACGCUCCUAUUGGAUGUGCUGCCGGCGGGCCGACAAGGACACGCCCGGCUGCCGGGUGGGACUGCACGACAACCACUGGGUGCAGCCGUGUGACAUGCUGAGAGAGCGGGGGGCCCGGAGAGAGGAUGGGAGGUGAGGGGCCU